Molecule: messenger RNA, 1413 nt
Organism: Brassica napus (rape)
Lineage: Eukaryota; Viridiplantae; Streptophyta; Magnoliopsida; Brassicales; Brassicaceae
Exons: 2
Coding region: 1-1413 (470 amino acids)
Source: RefSeq, a predicted model, not a curated record
AUGGAUGCGAUCCAGAUGAUGCCCUCCAUGCGCAGCUAUAUGAAGGGAUUGAUCUCAGGAAAAAUAUCAGAGGAGAGCAAAUUCAUGAAUGUCUCUAAGGAGUGCAGCACAGUGCUUCAGAACAGGCAGAUAAAGAAGCGAGGAGACCCUGGCAAGUUCGUCCUCUCUAUCCAGAUUGGGAAGAUAGUUUUCUCAUGCUCCUUGGUUGAUCUGGGAUCCAACGUAAACCUAAUGCCCUACUCUGUAGCACGACGUCUGGGAUACACGCAUUUCAAACCAACUAGGAUGUCUUUGGUGUUCGCGGAUAGAUUAGUUACGUCCCCGGUUGGUAUUCUAGAGGAUCUCCAAGUAAAAGUCGGGAACACCUCUAUUCCAGCAGACUUCGUAGUUCUAGAGCUUGAAGAGGAAUCCAAAGAUCCUCUCAUUUUAGAAAGACCGUUCCUAUGUACUGUUGGAGCCAUCAUUGAUGUGCGGCAAGGGAAGAUUGAUCUCAAUCUGGGAGACAUAGUCAUCCAGUUUGAGAUGGAUGAGCUGCUGAAGAAGCCGAUGAUGGAUGGACAGACCUUCGAGGUGGAUGAAGGGAUUGAUCUGCUGCAACCUAGCGACAUGAUGAUUGAGGAGAUUCUUACAGAAGAUCCACUUGAGCUUGCACUAGUAAGAGCUGAGGCCGAGCAGAGUGUCGAGAACAUUGAUGCAGACGGGUAUGCUAAGAUGCUUGACUCCGCAAGGAGUAUGGGAAGAAUGGUGGCGAGUCUAAGUCUGGGGGAAGAAAGCAACAAGGACGAGAACACUUCAACUGGAGCGACCCCUUUACCGAACUCGCCGAACCUACCUGGUGAUCCCUGGAGCGAGUUGAAGGCUCCCAAGGUUGAGCUAAAACCCCUUUCCAAGGGGCCCAGGUACGCUUUCUUAGGUCCGAAUUUCACUUACCCUGUCAUUGUGAACGAUGAAUUCAAAAAUGUGGAAACUGCAUUGUUUUUGUGUGAGCUUAGGAAGUAUCGUUUCUUUCAGAUCCCUAUCCCUCCGGACGAUCAGAAGAAGACGAUGUUCACAUGCCCAUACGGAACAUACGCAUACAGGAGAAUGCCAUUCGGCAUGUGCAAUGCGCCAGCAACAUUUCAGCGCUGCAUGAUGUCGAUCUUUACUGACCUGAUUGAAGACAUUAUGGAGGUUUUCAUGGAUGAUUUCAGUGUCUAUGGAAGCUCCUUUAGUGUCUGUUUGUCAAAAUUGUGCAGGGUACUCAAAAGGUGUGAGGAGAAACAUCUGGUGCUCAAUUGGGAGAAGUGCCACUUCAAGUUUGAUUUCGACAGCAAGUGCUUAGCUGCGUUCCAUACGAUCAAAGGAGCUCAAGUCAGCGCACCUAUUGUACAACCGCCAGAAUGGGAUCUCCCUUUUGAGAUCAAGACUGAGUGA